This is a messenger RNA of Leishmania braziliensis MHOM/BR/75/M2904, 726 nucleotides long. RefSeq names its product ubiquitin-conjugating enzyme. The coding region runs from base 1 to 726 and encodes 241 amino acids. NCBI's taxonomy places the organism in Eukaryota, Euglenozoa, Kinetoplastea, Trypanosomatida, Trypanosomatidae. The record is from RefSeq and is a predicted model, not a curated record. The transcript has a single exon.
AUGCCUCUGACAGCGGCUGGCAUGAGGACUCUGAUGCGUCAGAUGCAGGAGGUGCAAGAGCAUCCUAUCGACGGUGUACAAGUGCGCCCGUCGGAUUCAAUAAGCGAAUACCAUGUCGACCUUGACGGCCCGGAGGGGACGCCGUUUGCUGCUGGUCGCUUUCAUGUUGUUCUCGUGUUUGACGAGCAGUAUCCAGAAGUGCCGCCGAAGGGCUUCUUCCGCACCAAGAUCUUCCACCCCAACAUCUCCGAGCGUGGCGACAUCUGCGUGAAUGCACUAAAGCGUGACUGGAGCUCGACACUUGGGCUGCGCCACAUCCUUGCCGUCAUCCGCUGCCUGCUGAUUGAGCCGAAUCCGGAGAGCGCAUUAAAUGAGGAGGCUGGCAGGCUGAUCUUGGAGGAGUACGCGACAUACGAGCGCAAGGCUGCCAUGUACACAGCCAUAAACGCCGCGCGUCCGAAUGGUGUGCCACGGUUCACGCUUUCAGAGGCCGAGACAGAGAAGGCGUCCAGGUCAGCCACGGCUGAUAUAUCGACGGGCGUCGAUGCGAACAGCGGCGCCACUCUCACUACUGCUGGUGCUUCGUUAUCGCUUACGACAGGCGACAGCGUGCCGUCGGCUUCCGCGCGCAAGUUGGCUCCCUCGGAGGCGAAUUGCCACCGAGGGCCCAACGCAGCGACCGACAAGGUGGAGAAGUCGAAAAAGAAGGCGUUACGCCGUAUUUGA